GUUACCUACACGUCCUGGAUACUCCAGUUUCACUGUUGAGAAACAUCAUCAUAGUAACCCGGGAAAGGCGACCUCGGAGGCGGGUGGCGACAUUUCUUUGAAGGAAUCUCACAGCGAAACACGGGAGACGUUGUUCUCUGGACUAACUCUGAGGCGAUGGGUGAAUGUAGAAAAAAGUUGCUGGCUUAGUUGGCAAAACUGCUAACUGACAUUGGUUUUCCACAUCGUUAGCUGAUGCUAACGUUAGCAAACAUACAGCUGAACGAAACUGAAGAAGUCGCCCGGAGAACUUUGGAUUUUCUUAUCAUGAGGAUAUCGACAUAAAUGCGGACAUCUAGACACACCGGAUCGUUUCACUGAAGGUGAGUGGGAGAGAUGAGGAGCAGCAGGAGGACUGAGGCAUCUCUUAAAAGUUCUGCUCAGCACCUUUCUGAUCAUAAUGUUGGCACAGAGCUGACAGCUGCAUGGAAAAGUUUGGCUCAGUCCAAAGUUGCUUUGCGGCACAUAGAAAAUCGUAUACAAGCAGCUCCAGGAACAGGAGUUAUCCUGGACUCUGUCAUUGACUCUAACAAGAAGAAAUCCUCUAGGGCCCACCACAGAGAUGGACGACAAGUUGAUGACAUCAGAGGGUCUUCAAAGCCCAGAGGUCGAAGUCAGCAGAGCCCAGAAAAGAGCAGCUCACGUAGCCCCUUGAGAAAUACCACCCAGGACAGAAAUGUCAGAAGAAACAACAGCGUGGAAUUCAGGGAACCGCUGGCCUCAUACAGAGAGGCCACCCCACCACCCCAUCCUUCCUCUCAGCCAGAGGCCUACAGUCAGAAGUCGGUGCCAGCGUCUUUGUCCCCAUCCUCUCCCCCCCACUCAGAUUCUCUGCCCAGCCAGCUGGUCUACCAGAAACACACCACAGACAAGGAGGCUGACAAGGACCUAGACAGCACACGCUCCUCAGGUCGGGAGAGCACUGAGGUGCGCUACCUCAAUGACCAGCCAGCCCUGGAUAGCAUAAGGACUAAGGAAAGCAGCCCCAAAGCACAAGUUGGCAUGGAUAGCCAACAGUCAAGCCCAUGUAUUGCUUCCACCCCGGGCUCUUUUCGACAAGAGGACAGCACGCCAUCCACCAGCCCUGGUUCAGCUUCCCAGCGGUUGGAAAACCUAAGACGACAUCAACCCGACAACAAGCUGGAGAAACUCAAAGAGCGUAUUCGAAGGCAGAGACAACAUCUGGAGGAGGCUGCAGAGAGGGAGAAGCUGAUGGGCAAUCUGGAACAGCCUUUAGCUGCAUUUGUUGAGACUAAUGAUGCCGGUACAAGCAACAAGCCGACAGCCAAAAUACGCAAAGUAGCAGCUGCACCACCUGCUCCCAUAUACAAAGGUUUCAACAGUACAGAGACAAAGAUCCGGACUCCUGAUGGGAAAGUUUGGAAGGAAGAGGACUUCCAUAACCUCAGCAGAGAACUUUACAGAGACCUGUCAAAGCAGUUUGCGGAGAGCACCAGACACAGGCACCAACAGCAGAGGGAACAGAGAGCAGACAGGUCCAAAGAGAGGAGGCCUCCCAAAACCAUUAGGAAGGUCCACAGAGCUGCCCCUGCCUCUGACCUAAAUCCAAAACCAGCGAUCAGCCCUGCAUCAUGGCGAGAGGGCCAGAAGCUGGUGAAGAUGGUACUAGGUCCAGUUCCUCAGCUGCCCAGAGAGGAGGACAGUCCACAUGCGGCUGACUUAUUGAGCCGAACAGAUUCCCGCCACCGCUCAGAUCUACGCUCAGAAUCAAAGCGACGAUCGCGUCCAAACAGCACAGAGCGGCCGUGCAGUGGAUUUCAGGGACAAUCACAAAGCCACCUCACACCAACAUCUAUCCCUCAGGACAAGGUUCCAGGAGGGUUAAGCUCAGACUUGUUGUCAGCAGACAUCCAGGGAAUACUGGAUGACCUUCAGCUGGAGUGCAAAGCAGCCGAGCGGGACGAGAGGGCCCGAAAAAGGUCCCGGGGUAGCAGCAGUGGUAGGAGAGGGGGCUCAGGGUCACGAACAAGGACGCCCGUCUCUACUUGGGGAACUACUGCGGCAGCAAACAGCUCAUCGAGAGCUUGUCGCAGUGCCAGCCCCACUACACAUCGUCCAGAAACGACCAACAUAACUGACGCAAAGCACAAGAAAAGGCACUAUGAUGCAGAUACAGUACGCCAGUACAUCGCCCGGCAACAAGAAGAGAGAAAAAGGCGUCAGGCGGACGAGAAGAAGGCGAUGAGGGAGGAAUCGGAGAGGAGACACCAGAGACUGCAGGAGCUCUACAGGAAGCAAAGAGAGGUUGCUAGAACUGUGGCAAUCCCCACUGAGACUCCUGUGGCCCCUGUACAAAAGCGACUACAAGAGACCUACAACAAACUGCUGAUGGAGGAGGCCCAGCUGGGCGAAGGGGCCAUGCAGACACUCCCUGCAGUUCCUUCUACUCAGCUGAGACCGAUGUACCAGCCCUCGGGAGAGUCGGACAAAGAGAACAAACGACUAGAGGCACCCCAGAGCCCAUCAAGCAGUGAUAGGUCUUUGAAUGAUCAUCCACCACCUCCUUUAACUAGGGUUGAUCUUGAUCUUGGAGUUGCGCCUUUGCCUCAUCAAGAACGUUUGUACCCACCUGCUAGACCUUUGACUGGACCCAGCAGCACUGCUCAAGGAUCAGACGACGACCGUCUCUUCUCUCAACUCUUAAGAAUAGAGGCAGAAGUGGCUGCUAGUAACAGCAUGAAAACCCCGCGACCAGCCACAGCCCCUUCCGGCAGGUCCCGGUCCAAAAUGUCCCGCAUCGAAGCCAUCAAGGCCACGGCUGCAUCCCUCUCUAACCGCAUAGAAAGUGAGGCACGGAAGCUUGCUGGGGAAGGCAUCAACUACGGUAAUGCAACAUCAAUGGAUAUGGAUACUGUUUUAGUGCCGAGGCCCUCUGUUGUUGUCGAUGGAUGGGCAGGAACGGCAGCACGUGACACAGAAAAAGAUAACAUGGCUCUGAGGAUCCAGAAGAUUUUGACUACCACAAAUUAUAGUUCAUACAAUGGCACAGCUCUCCCAGGAGCAGGCAGUCUGCAUUCCUUCAGGGAGCAGAAGCUGAAGAAUGGUAAACAGACUUCUGUUGAUGUAAUCGAUCCCAUCUUUAACAGUUACACACAAGAGAGGGGGAAGCUAGUCAAUGGAUUGGAGAAGGAAUCAAGAAUGAAUAAAAUAUCAGAAAGGAAACAAAUCACGGACGAGGGGGAGAACAGGACAGAUCUCCAUGAUUCGAGUGGUGGAUCUAUUAGUGAGGGUCCUCUUCUGAGUGAAGGGAGUUUUUCUGAGGAUGAGCAAAGUCCUCCUCGCCCCUCUAGAUAUAAUUAUGUACCUAGACCAGCAGAUCGCCUGGAAGCGGCGGACUACUGUGCACGUCAAAGAAAGGAUUACCAGCGACUGAUGGAGUUCCAGCGGGAAGCAGAGAAAUGCUCAGGCCUCGGCUUAUCCUUUGCACAGCAGGACCGGGACAACGCAGUUUGGGAAGAGCUGAACAAAGGAAGCCCUCUGAGUGUAAUCAACAUCUUCACUAAAAACCAUCACAGCCACAUUAAAGUGAGUGAUAGAAAUGUGGAGAGGAAUUCUCCCUCCGCCCAUUCUGCGGCCUCUGGAAAUGGACCUGGAGACGCAGCAGUCUAUGAAGAUGACUUUGUAUCGUCACACAGCAGCAAAGCCAGUGGGCAAAUAAAGAGAAGCUCCAAUUCCCCCAGUGUGAAUAAUCACUUUGAAGAACUGAUGAGGAGGUCGCCUUAUGAAAAAAGCACAGAUUGCAGUCACUCCCACCAUUCAUCCUUUCAGUCAUCCAAUCACUCGCAGCAUCUUUCCUCUGGCUCAACACCUGCUUCCUCGCCCCUCUCCAGGCACUCUGCCAGAAAAAGAGGAACAGUCUCAGAUCAGAGUGACAACACUCUUGUAGAGGAGCAGAGGAGCUCUUGCUCUCCACCCUCGGAAGCACUAUCGUCUGAAUCCAGAAAGGGAGGCUCGGACAAAAACUCUUCCCACACCCAGGCCAAGAGUGUCCACUCUAAUGACACACUAGGGGAAGCUUCAGGCCAUUCUCACCAACAGUCCAGAUUGGUUUCCUCUACUAGUUCUCCAAUCCCCCGGUCUCCUCCAACAGUAGAAUCUCCCAAUGAGCUUUUGAGAAAUGCGUCCAACCAGAACACAGGCACCAAGUCCACUGGUGAACUACAGUAUUCACCUGGUGUCCUGCAGCAGCGUAUGGCAGCAGAACUCCAUUAUUUGGACUCAAUUGAGGAGUCAUUCAGACAGUUGGGGGAUGUGGAAAGGUUAAUGGGUGUGUCCAUGGCACAGCAGGAGAGUGCAUCAUUGGCCCAAAUGCUCAAGGCCAAGCAGCAGCGCCAUGAACGUGAGCUCUAUGAGCUGAAGAUCAAGGCCGAACGAGAAGCUCUUGAGACAAAACUACAGCUGGAAGAAAACAGGCAGAGAGUGGCCAGGGCUCAUAUAGAACUGCAGGAAACCUUGGCAGCAUCUCAAAAAAAGACUUUGGGAGGCCUCCAGGAAUCAACUACUAAGAUGAUGACUCAACAGGCCGAGGCAGCGCAGUACACAGCCGACGCUGCCCGACACAUCAAAGAGAUGACAGAACUAGUCCGGUCGCAGAUGUCAGGAUCUGUGGUUGUCCCUCCUGUUGCCACUGAUUCCUCCACAGUGGAGCAAAGAAAAGAAAAUGACACUUACUCGAUGGAGCACCGACAGGAUAACGUAGACUCUGACAGCUUUCAGAGCGAACCAUCAAACAGAAGGACCAGGUCAGAGGAGCCGCUGUCUUCACUGAGCGCGAGUCAUUCUGACUCACUAUCAUUCAGGAAACCGAAUCUCAGUGGAUCUGCCUUAAGCAGCCAACACAGCCCAUCACAUCACUUAUCAAACCAUGAGAAGCAGAUGAAAAAAGAGGCCAUAGAGGGGAAAUGGAGGAAUAGUGGACUCGAGAAAAGGCCAAAACAGGAAGCAGCCAGCAGCUCCAUAGAAGAGGAAGUUCUAGCAGCAGCAGCAAAUGACUCCAUCUGCAGCGACAGUAUUCCAUCUGUAAUAGAUGAAAAAGGAGACAGUACAUCAGUGGCCACAGAGUACUCGCUCAAGUUUGACGAGUCCAUGACAGAAGACGAGAUAGAAGAGCGUUCCUUCCGCUCUCUUCUGCCAUCGGAGGCACAUCGCCGGGGAACCAUGGAGAAAAAAUCCCGCCACCACGAGGAGUCAGAGGAUGAUGGAGCCAAUCACAGCGCAUUGGUUUCAGGACCAGGGCUGCACAAUUCUUUUAAGUCACAGGACUCAAACAUAGCCUUCUCUGGUGGACAGGACAGCUUUUCCCAGUUCACCAUGGACAUGGUUCGCCAGUACAUGAAAGAUGAGGAGGUGAGACUGCAGCACCAGAGCUCUCUGCUGCGUCUUCGCCAGAAAGCGCUCAAGGAGAAGACCAGAACAGAGCUGGCCUGGCUGGAGCACCUGAAGAAGAAGCUGAGAGAUAAGGGAGAGGAUGACAAAAUGCCACCAAUCAGGAAGAAGCAGAGAGGCCUUCUCUUAAAGCUACAGCAGGAGCAGGCUGAGAUCAGGCGGCUUCAGGAGGCCAACAAAGCUGCGAGGAAGGAAAGGCAGCUGUUGCUGAAACAGCAGGAGGAGAUUGAACGGAUGAGAAACUCAACACUCAGGCUGAAGGAACGUCUCAAGUGUGCUGGGAUUGAAGCGCCUCCUGAGACCCCGGUGUCAGAAACCCCAGGGUCUGAGCCAGCCUCACCAGAUAUGAGGCAUGCCGAUGAUAACCGCAGCCCCUCUCCCUCACUCUCCGUCUCUGGAAGUGAGACCAGCAGCAUCAUGCAGAAGCUCAAGAAGAUGCGCUCUCACAUGGAUGAAAAACACUGUUCUCCUGUCCACUGCUUCUUCUCUGUGUUCACGGCCCAUCACUGGGCCUCCCUCAGUGUCUGUCUUCCCAACCUUCACCCUAAAUUCAGGCUCUUUAUCUACAACCAGUUGGUCAGGUACUGUACAGUGUUCUCUACCUAUGCACCUAGCCCUGCCCUGCCCUGCCUCGACUCCACCCCCACCCCAUGGAACAUGCUUGUGUUUGUCCACUGGCACUGGGACCUUGAGGAUGUUAGCGAGGGCGACUGUUCGUCAGUGACACCUGAGUCCAGUAUACACACGGAGGGACCGGCUCCACCUGCCUCAGUCUCUGAAAUAACUUUGGCCUCUGUCCAGGGCGGCCCUGCAAAUUACACCCAGGACUUCACUUCAGCAUCACAGUCACCUACAAGUCAACUGCAUUCUAAUGCUCCUGAAGGCAGCCACAGCCCUGCUGCAUCUCCUUCAGAGGGCAGCAGUAAAACAAAGAUGCAGCUCCGCUCCACCUCCCGGACACUUAUCCGCCCCUGCACUCAGCCCACCGACCCUCCAAUGGCCACACAGUCUGAAACCAUUUCAGACCAGAGUGACAUAGAGAGCCGUAUCAAGGCGCUCAAGGAAGAACUCAAGAAACGUAAGUUAAUGGCCUCCCAGCUAAAGAAGGAGCAGAAGAAGCGACAUAAGGAGCGGCUGAAGGCAGAGGAGGCGAGUCUAUUGAAACAGCUGGAGAACUAUAACAACUUCAUUGAGAAAACUAAGGCAGACCUUAACAAAGAGCCAGACUUAACACUUGAUACCAACUCCCAGAUCAACGAGUCCAACUCUGUUUUAGAGCAUCUUCCAUCUUCACACAGGUCUGAACUCGUCAAAAUCUCAGAGUCUGAAAGGACACAAAUUGAUGCAUCAUUAGAUCAUCAUGCCUUUCCUAAGCCACAUCUAAGUAGAUCCACUUCAGUGCCUGGAGACGUGUCUGCUGAGACGCCUCAAAGAGUCACUCCGGGUGUGGCGAUAUCCGGCAGCCCAGAGAGUCCAACCUCAGGACAGAGCAAUCAUCAGUCUACAGAAGAUCUUAUUAGGCAGCACUCCACAGAAGACAAGUCAGAAUAUGCAGAUGAGAAUAUUGUGUCUGAUUAUAGAUCUGAUAUUCAGGAAGAGCUGGAGGUGGAAAUAAGCUCCAGAGUUGAGGAUGAACAAACUCAGCAUCUUCUAAAACUGGAAAAUGAAGACAGACUUGACUCUCGGGAGAGGUUGCCUACAUCCAAAUGUGUUUCCUCUUCUGUGGAUGAAGAACAACAACAUUCAUCAACUGUUGGCCUUGAACAGGGAAAUCAGAUGAAGCAGAGUGAAGUAUCUGAUGUAGAGGAACCUUUACAGCCAUACGUUAUUGCCUCUAGUCAGCCGCAUUCAGCGGUAGCGGACCUCAAAACCUCAGCGCAUCAAAACUACGGCUCUGCAUCUGUUGACCAGUCCCCAUCCCCAAACUCAGAUGCUUUUGGUUCAAUGAAGGAGGCUUCCAUAAAAGACACCGAGGCUUCUCCAGUAGCAGAUGGUUAUCACGAUGACUUUGAGUCAUCAGUGGAUUCUUCAUCCAAGGAAGAGCAUCAUAGUUCCAAGGCUGAGUCUCAAACCUCCCACGUUUCCUCCCACGAAAUCAAGGGUUCAAGAAAAGACGCAUCUAGCAGGGGCCUGGCAUUUGACAGCACGGAUGAAGUUGUAGAGGAAGAAAUAGCUGAAGAUCUGAGUCACCAUUCUGGCAUCAGUGUGCCUAGCCAUAAAUCUGGAAGACUGCUGGAUCUCAAUAAGCAGGCAGUAGAUUUUAAACGGGACAAUGAGAGCUUUGAUUCCAGACACUCACCAACCAUCUAUUCUCUGCAGGUCCCCCUCUCUCCUGUUAUAGAUGAAAUGCCGGAUUUUUACAUCGGAGACCGAGUUCUUGUUGGUGGCGUUCAGCCCGGCACUUUGCGAUUCAAAGGUCCAACCAGCUUCGCCAAUGGUUUCUGGGCAGGUGUUGAGCUGGACAAGUCUGAAGGGAGCAACAACGGCACUUACGAUGGAGUCGUAUACUUUGAGUGUGACGAGCGCCAUGGUAUAUUCGCUCCACCAGACAAAAUCACACAUCUCCCGGACAAGUUUGAGCUCUACACCGAUACCACAGAAGAUGAGGACUCGUUCUUUGACGACUUGUCAGAUAAAGAUAGAAAUGAACCUAAAACAAAGGAAGACAAUUUCCAAAUGCAAGAAAAUCUCAACAGGGAGAAUGAACAGACCUCUCAGAAGGAGACUGGGUCAAAUGAUAAGAAGGAAACUGAUGGCUCUUGGUGGUCGGUGCUGAAAGCCUCUGUGUCUGAAACAUUUGAGAGUCCAGUGUUAGGAGCCAUUGGUCAAGAAGAGCUGGCCAAGCGUCUAGCAGAGCUGGAACUGAGCCGCGAACUGCUCGAUGACCUCGGUGAUGAUCAGGACUGGUUUGAUGAAGACUUUGGCCUUAGCUCCCGCAGGAAACAGCAGAAACUCAAAGAGGAAGAGGCGCGACUGGGAGCGGGAUUUGGGAGAUCUAGCUCAUCAGCUGGCCCAGCUGUGGGGGAAAUGGGUUCGUCAUCAGGUGGAGAACCCCAGGUAAAGACGCCACCUAGACCGGAGCUGCCUCUCCCCUUGCCUCCUAAACUACCUGAGCAGCCUGCCAUGGUGGUACCCCACUCAGCUGUAGAGGUGGAGAAGAUGGUCCAUGCUGCCACACGGGAGCUCUGGGACAGCUUUGACCUCGGGAACAAGGGAACACUCACUCAUGGGCAGCUGCCAAGUCCACAACCUUCACUAGAAUACCUUGGUAAAGAGGACAGCACCCAGAACCAGGAGUCACUGUCCAUUCGCAGCUACAGAAAGGCUGUGUAUGACUUAACGUGGGAGAUCCUUCAGGAGAUCUAUGCUGAAGACCCCAAUACUAAUCAGCCUCAGUGGGUCAAACCGCGUCGAGUCAAGUCCUCUUCAUUUCACAAAGUCAGGACACCGGGAGACGUCAAGAAGAUCCAGGAGUUCAUCACAGAAGAAGUACUGAAGCUUUACGGUCUGACAAAAGACCAGAACCAGAAGAACGACUGGCAGAAGAUGCUCAAGUUCGGAAGAAAGAAGCGGGACAGAGUCGAUCACAUACUGGUUCAGGAACUCCACGAGGAGGAGGCCCAGUGGGUCAACUACGACGAGGACGAGCUGUUUGUCAAAAUGCAGCUAGCAGACAGCAUCUUCGAUUCGUUACUUAAGGACACAGUGAAUGUGCUCACACUCAUUUCUGACAGGAGAGCCAACAGAGACACGCUCUCCUGAUGACUUUCUGCUUGGGUUUGAACUCCAACUUCGAGCUCAACCCCGCUCUUUCCCCACCACGGUGAACUCCAGCCAACCUGUCGCUGCUCGGGCUUCCACCAGCUGAUGUGCCAACAGCAACCCUCUGAUGCCUUCAGUCUCAGUAUUACCUCGCAGCUAAACAAAUCGUCCUUAGUUCUCCGACAUUCAUUCGCUGAAUCGCGUCAGCUGACUGUAAUAGCGACAAUGGUCGCGCUCAAAACGCCUCUCGAGCGAUCCCGCCCUCGAAAACCUUAACACGAGCCUGAGCUCCCGCCUGGACCGGCCGUUUUGCAGACUGUCGAUGAUGAUGAUGAUGAGAUGGACUGUGCCAUUUGCAAGCAUGCGAAGGUCCACGAAUGCUGCUAAGUGAUCGUUCUGUCGUGGACUUUGGAAUAACAUCCACUCAGAACAGUAGUAGAUAAUUCUUUUGAAUUGUUCAGUCUUUAGGUAAAUGUGUAUAUAUGUGGAUUCAAAAAUUGUAAUAGAACAACAAAUGAGCAAUAUAACGUGCAGUCUGAUUUGACAGUGAUACAUUAUAGCCUUGGCUUUGUAAUGCAGCACAUGUACCAACUCUAAGCUUUAAUUUGAAGGUUUCACAUCCAUACCCAGUGAUCUGGGGGGUAAUCGUAGCUCUUUUUAUUCACAGUCCUCUGUAAGUUUGCCUUAACCGCUGUAGCUCUUGCUUGUUUACGGGGACUUUUAGGUCACUUUCUGGUCUUUGGCAAAUACAGCACCUCCUUAGUUGGCAUUGGGUCAAGUGAUUUGCCUACCAGUGAUGAUAAAAUUCAACUCUUUGGCUCACAAAGCUCACGGUUUGCUUUGACCGCAAGUUUACUAAAGGCUCGCUCCACGUUCUGUCUAUGAAAAAGUAUUUCAGCCAAUCAAGCAGCUUUAAAGCAGAGAGUUGGGACUUUAAAUAGUCAGUGCUGUAUUACAAAUCUAGAGUUGCAACACUUGGUCUCUGAUCAGAUCUGGACAGACUUUGCUGUGUCGGACCGCUGAGUUCAAAGAGUCGAUGAAACAUGUUUGCUUCCUUAGUUAUUUAUUGCGUGAAAAUGUUUAAUUAGAGGCACAAAGAACAUUCAGAAUUGUAAAUGAUCUUGUAAGUAAACGUACAGAGAAGAGCUCCUUUAAACUUUGUGUAAAGAAAGUCUAACAUUGUUGUAAAAGCACAAAUAAAAAAUGUGAAUAUGGCAAUACAUUAGGGAGGAGAAUCCAGGCAAAGAAGAUGGAGAAAUGUGUUUUAAAUGUUUAGUCGUUCUCUUAAUAAUCGAUUGAAACUGUUUGACUUUUUUAUUGUGGCCACAGCUGUCCAGUUGGUCGACACAGUGCGUUCCUCUUCUGUAUGCUAACCUUAGGAAGCGUGUUGACAUUGUAGCACAGUGUUGACCACACAGAGAAACCUUAUCAGCUGGUUUCUCUGUGUGGUAGGUGUGAACGCAACCGACACUUUAGUGUGUAGCACGAAAACAGAAGAGAAACAGCUGCAGUAGGCUGAUGUUUCGGGACAGUACUGAAUGCUGGAUUUGAGCCUCAGCUAUCCUACAU
Messenger RNA from Neolamprologus brichardi, 10776 nucleotides. NCBI's taxonomy places the organism in Eukaryota, Metazoa, Chordata, Actinopteri, Cichliformes, Cichlidae. The record is from RefSeq and is a predicted model, not a curated record.